AUUGCAUCGGAGCGGAGCGGGCGGCGCGGGACGCCUGAAGGAGGGCCGAGGCCCGGGAGCGCGUGUGCAUAAAGAGACCUGUGAUCUGUGACAUACAUCCCAUCAUGUUUGUGUUGAGUGCUGGGGGUUGUGGGACAGAGCUCAAGAAUGCUUGGAAAGAAUGAACCUGAAUUAUUAGCAAAGGGACUGAAAAAGAACGCAGGAAGGAAAACUAAAGAAAGGAAGAAAGAAAAUGGAGGGCCAUGUUGAUCCCUUAGAGCCACUCCUGAAAGAAGAAAAAGGGGAGAAGAGGAGCUAAGUUAUCUUGCAGGCCAAGUUGUGUCAUUGGUUGCCUGAACUAAUACUGAUGCAUUUUUGCUUUAUUUUACAAAUCAUAAAGAAGUUUACCAGUAUAACUGCAAUUGUGUAUUGCUGUCAUUUAUAUAAUUACUAUAGGCCCGGUGUACAAAUUCUUGCAUAGGUGGGGUCCCUUGGGGUGGCCUGCAGAGUUCGGGCCCCAGCUCACGCCCCUAGCCUCAUGGCGCCACCCCCCUCGCUCCACCAUCCUGCCUGCCUGGUGAUCAAUCAGGGCCAGGCCCCCACCUGGCUCCUUCAGGGCCUGGGAGUCAGGCGGUGGCCCUGCCCUUCACGGCCACUGCAGCGACUGGCAAGGCAAUUGGGCCUCCGCUCACACCUGCCUUGGCCUGGUGAACCCGCUCACGUGCUCCACCAUCCUGCCUCAGUCCUGCUCUCAUCGGGGCCCAUUGGGGCUGGCAGCACCUCCACUGCCGCCCGCUGCCAUGGCAUGUAUCAUAGCGAGUGGUCAAACUCCUGGUUGAACUACUGCCUGAGAGGACAAUUUGCGUAUUAGGCUUUUAUUAUAUAGGAUUACCAGUAAUUUGACCUUAGGUUAGAAAGUCACUGUUUAGUGAUUUAAGGAUUCAGAAGAGUAGAAAUUCCCAUUCUAUAAAUUAUUAGGGAAAAUCAUUAGACAUGAAAUUUUUAUUUUGAGGCUACAUUUGAACCUUGUGCUCCAAAGGCAGAUUUAAGAAGGCAGAAUAUAAUGCAAGUAUGUCUUCUUUCUGAGGCUGAUUUAAGUUAUGUAUUACUAAGGUUUCUUAGGGACAGGGACCUAGCAUAGAGUGAAUUAAGUACUGGAAAUCACACCUUAAUAAUAUGAUGCUUGUCUUUUUGUGUUCUGUUGCUUCAAGCAAAUUGUGUGGGCUGUUAUCUCCUGAGAAAUCCCUGUAAAAUGUAUUAGUAAUACUUUAUAAGUAGGUUAGGAGAAAUAAUUUACUUUUCUAAAGUAUUUUGAAAUUCUUAGAUGAAAGGCUCUGUAUGAAGAAAUUGGUGUCAGCUAUUUUCUCUGAGUUCAGAGAAAAUAGGCACCUUAGAGUGGGAAGGUUGGCUUAUCUUUAGCACUUCUUUAUAAGUUACUUUUAUUGACUUGCAAGUGAAUAUCAGAAGCUCCCAAGAGUAUGGUUAGCUGUAAGAGCAAACAUUUUUGGGUUUGGGACUUGGAAUUAGCUAUGUGUUUUCAUCUAAGAUUUAAAACAGGUUUAAAUAUUAGUUUGUAAUUGGCUGACUUGGAGGCAAAAUAUGGCCCUUUGUUGAUCAUGGGUCCCAACUUUUUCUCUUGCUCUUUCUUUAUUUCAGAGACGGGAUAAGCCUGACUUUCUGAAAAGCAUCAACUUUCAUUUCCUAUUUGAAAUUAAAUCUCUUGCUGCUAAGUAACUUGUAAUAGGUCUUGGAAGAAAGUGUUUCAUCUAUAUUCAUUUAUACAUUAAAAUCUACAUACUCAAAUGCAUCCAUGUGAAAACAGUUUUGCUUGGAAGACUUAACACAUUCUUGCUUUAGAGAAGCUAACAGUCUAAUAGGGCAGAACUAUAUAUAUGCACAACUAAUCGUAAUAACAUGGUGUCUUUGAAAAAUGCAUGCUUCUUCCUCAAUUACCCUUACUUAAAGAAAUAAUGGUGAAUGGUAGUAAUAGAAAUAUUUUGGAAUAACUUAGUAAGUUUUGCGUUUAUGGAUUUGCAAGAAACUUUCUGCUAAUGUCCAAGAAAAAUGGACCAUUACAACAUGUAUCCCAAUUUCGGUUUUGAACAAAUAGUCGUACAAUCUUCCACUCCCCAUCGUGUUAAAAGCUCCCACUUCCCAAACAAUAAAGUUAACUUUUCAAUGAAAAAGAGAAAAAAAAAAGACAAAUGAACCAGCCUAGGUGCAAAGGAUGGAAGGUAGGGCUAAUUUCCUUCCUGGUGCCUUAAAACCAGAGCUGAUAGAUGAAGUGUGCUGUAUCCCCUCUCCUUUAAAAGGAACACCUGUUGCAGUGAUUAAAAGCUUUUUAUCUUGUGGGCUGAGUGCAUGUUAUCUUCAAAAACAAAAUUAUUCCCUUCCAGUGUUAUGUAUAAUUUGUUGCUCAUGUGACUGCUGAGCUGAGCCCUUUCUCCAACUGUACUAGAAUUUCCAGUGAACUAGUGUGUGAAUUUUCCAAUUUAGGUUAGUCACCCGAUUUACAGCAUUCACUUGCAUAUCCUUAUAACAGAUUGUGUUUAAAAUCUUCAUGGCUUCACCUUUUAGGGUUCAGAUUUACUAUCCAUUCAGUCUGUGGCCUUUAGCCUUUGGCAAGCUUUCAAAUAAACAGCUCUUGCAGAGACUGUACCCACUUUAUUCUCCCACCCUUGGGUUGUGGAGAACUGAAGAUCACUUGAGUAAUACCCCUCUCCCCAUCUUCGAGCUUGCUCUGGCGCUGAAAUUCGAUCACAAGUGACUACUUCCUCCCCCUUCUCCGCCCCCCUCCCCAUCACCAGGUAGGUUGGAGGGGGGUUGGGCUUUAGAGGGCUUAAGAGGGCCCACCACGGUAAUUGACGCAAUUUACAUUUGUAUAAUAAAGAACUGAGUUACAAACAGCCAUCUUGCAAAUGAGCCCUUGGAGUUAGGCCUACUUGUAAUAGGGUUUUGCAGUCUUGCUCCUUGGCCUUACGGGCAUGGGCAGUUUAUAAUCUAGACAGAUUUAGUUCUCAAAAAAUGAAAGAAUAAUCAUAGUAACAAUAAAAAACCAGGGUCGACCUAACUGCAGUAUGUGACAGCAAUCUAAAGCGCAGGACCUUGAGUUUCCCCACAGUUUUAUCAAAGAUCAUCCAGGUGUUUCUUUGAAAGCUAGAAGACACUGUCAGUAAACGCUAAUACCUAUCGCCUACACGGGUGUUCAGUGUGGGGUUGGGAGCCAUUGUUGCGUCGUGUGUUCUGUGCGCCGGCGCGGUUCCGUGCAUGCGCCGCCUUCCGCGAGGUGGGCUUUUUGCAGGGCCCUGCGCCUGGGCUCCGCGGGGCGGGCUGUCGGGAGGCGGGUGAGCUUGGGGCGGGGCCUCCUGCGACGCCCCCCUGCGCAUGGGCGGACGUCUUCUCAGCUCGGCCUGACGCCGGCCUUCAAUUGCCGCCGUUGUUGGUGAGAAACAUCUGCGAAGGCCCGGAGCAGAGCGCUACCCGAGCUCCGCUGUCCCCGACAUGUCUGAUGAAAAAGAUUCCCUGCGGGGAGACGAAGAGAAAGGAGAGGAGCCGGUGGUGCGGGCCACCCCCGGCAGUGCCACCCCCGGCAGUGCGCUCUCUCUGAAGCAGGCCGAGGAGGUGGACCCCCUGAAGCUGGAAGUGGCGAUGGGGGCUGACGGCUUCUCUGACAGCUGCUCCGAGGACUGCUCCGACGACCUCAGCUGUGCGGCAGCCCACAUAGAUCCAAAUCUCCUAUUGCUUGUGGCUGACGAGGAGAAAUGCCGGAAUAUCCGCAGGCAGUACCGGCAGCUCAUCUAUAACGUCCAGCAGAACCGGGAAGACAUCGUGAACACGGCGAGCGACUCAUUAACCGAGGCUCUGGAGGAAGCCAAUGUCCUGUUUGAUGGAGUGAGCCGAACGAGGGAAGCAGCUCUCGAUGCCCAGUUUCUUGUUUUGGCUUCUGAUUUGGGUAAAGAAAAAGCAAAGCAGCUGAACUCUGAUAUGAGCUUUUUUAAUCAAGUAGCAUUUUGUGAUUUUCUGUUUAUUUUUGUGGGUCUGAACUGGAUGGAAGAUGAUGAACGUGAUGCGUUGAAUGGUUGUGAUGAUAACAUAGUUCUUUCCUUCUGGGAGACAGUACAUAAGGAAGCAACAUCCUGGAUAUCGCAAGCUGAAACAUUCCACUUUCUCUUUGGUUCAUUCAAGUCAGAGUCUUCUGCCCCGAAGCGGCGACCUGGACACCAUAAAAAAGCUCCCAGGGUGGAGGAAAAUGUGGAUAUGCCUACAAAGCUGAGGAGGCUGGACCUGAGUAGCAAUCAAGAAGGGACAGAAAAAGAAGUAGAAAGAAUCUUGGGGUUGUUGCAAACGUAUUUUCGAAAGUAUCCUGACACCCCCGUAUCCUAUUUUGAGUUUGUGAUUGAUCCAAAUUCUUUUUCUCGUACUGUGGAGAAUAUAUUCUAUGUUUCUUUCAUUAUAAGGGAUGGUUUUGCAAGAAUAAGGCUUGAUCAAGACAGGCUGCCAAUAUUAGAGCCCAUUAAUGUUAACCAAGUGGGUGAGGAAAAUGAUCCCAGUUCCCAUGGCAGGAAACAAGGAGUUAUAUCUUUGAGUUUACAGGACUGGAAAAAUAUUGUGGCGACUUUUGAAAUUUCAGAGGCUAUGAUUAAAAGCUCUUACUAAAUAUUUUUGUUCUUAGUAUAGGGUGCAUUUCGUGGCCUUUCUAAAGUAUCAUCUCAAAAUAGAGUGUAAAACCUAAAUAGAAGCCCAUAUUGUAUGUCUUGUAAAGUGAGAAAAUAUUUUCAAGAACAUCAGAAAUUGUCUUACUGUGCAGUGUAUUUUUCUUGGUAGUUUAUAAAGUUGUCAUGAUCUGUUAUUUAAAAACAAUCACUAGCAUGUUCAUGGAAAUUUUUUUGAAUGUCCUUUAAGACUUUAUUAAUAAAAUUCAGUUCCAAAUUUCAUAAA
Molecule: messenger RNA, 4917 nt
Organism: Myotis myotis
Lineage: Eukaryota; Metazoa; Chordata; Mammalia; Chiroptera; Vespertilionidae
Gene: EID3
Product: EP300 interacting inhibitor of differentiation 3
Exons: 2
Coding region: 3481-4635 (384 amino acids)
Biological process (GO): DNA repair
Cellular component (GO): Smc5-Smc6 complex; nucleus
Source: RefSeq, a predicted model, not a curated record